This is a messenger RNA of Paramecium sonneborni, 2566 nucleotides long. NCBI's taxonomy places the organism in Eukaryota, Ciliophora, Oligohymenophorea, Peniculida, Parameciidae. The record is from the annotation of a GenBank genome assembly.
AUGGAUCAAUCAAACUAACUAAAUUAUUUCAAGCUUCCAUUCAUGUAGAAGGAAGAAAAAGGAAUGUUAAUUUCAAUUUUAGAUUGUUCUGGGUCAAUGAGCAGCUAUUGGAAAUAUGUAGCUUAAUAUUAUAAUGAAUUAAAGACAAAGGCUUAAAUGUCAAUAGCAAUUACUUUUGACACAAACAUAAAAUUUUGAACCCAAAUGAAAAUAUUUCUCCUAAUAUUAAUUAAUAUGGUGGAGGAGGUACAGAUAUUACUCGUGCAUUUGUUGUUUGAAUUAAGAGAUUCUUAAAUAAAAUAUAACAAAAGAUUUAACAGUUUUUUUUGUUUCUGAUGGAGAGGGAAGUUAUGAUGAGAGAGCAAUCAAAUAGAAUAUGCCAAAAGUAGAGAAUCUAAAUUUUAUUUGUGUUGGAGUAGGUAAUGGAUUUUCAACUCACAUUUCAAUGAGUCUUAAAUCUCUCUAUCAUACAGGAAAUUUAUAAAUAGCUCCUGUAUUCAUAGUCGAUGUUCAUAAUUAAACUAAUUAGAAUAGAGAAUAAUAUUUGAAUUAAAUAUUUUAAGAAGAAUUUGAAUCUGUAGGUAAUAUUUUGGUACCAAGAACUAAUGUGAAACAACACCUGUCUAAAGUUUUCCAUGGAAUUAAGAGCUAACAACAAAGGUUUGGUCAGGUGGUUGGGUUGCCAGUCACAACCAUGAAAUCACUUGUGAUGGAACACUAAUUAGAUCAGAAAAUCCUUCUGGUGAUCUGAUAUUAGAAUUGGCUUCUUACUGGUUAUAGAACAUUUAAUUACUUUCAUUGAAAGCAAAAGUAAAAUAAGAAGCCCAAAUAGCACUCUCAGAAUUAGAGAGAUUAUCAAAUUCUAUACCAAAAUUACAAAAUUAAAAGAAAUAAAAGACAUUUGCUCAAAGAAUAUAAGGAGCAUCUUAAUCUGAAAAUACAGGACUUUUGAAUUUGUUGCUUAAUUAAAAUAGUUCACAAGAGAUUUCUAAUUAAAUUAAUUGAAUGAUAAAGAUGCAGCUGAUAGAUUGAAAAUUGGAAAUAAAAUUGGUAAAUUUCACAAUAGAGCCAUUAAAUUUGCAGGAUUAUCAACAGAAGAGUUUUAAACCGCUAAAAACUAAUUCAUAGAAUGUCUUAAAUAACAAAAAUUUCAAGUUAAAAAAGGUGAUAGAUCUCUUAUAACAUUAUAAAGCUAAAGGGAAAUAUUAUUAGAAGAAGAUUUAAUCUAAGGAUUAGAAAAUUGUUCAUCAUACUAUUAAUUGGUUACUGCAUUUCCAAUUAUUGUUGUGGAUUGUAAGUUUAAAGAUCAAAUGCAAGUAUGAUCGAUCCAUAUAAAAUUGAAAUCGUAUCUCUUGUUAAAAUCCAUAAAUUUUUAGAUUCUGUAUUCUUUAAUCGAAUAAAAGACCAUGAAUUAAGGUUUUCAAUUGGAAAUGGAGAAGAAGAAUUUGUAAAUUGUAUUCUUCCAUUAUAUACAUAAAAAGAUGUAGAUCUUAAACCAUUUUUCAGAUCAAAAUUAUUUCUCACCAUAAUGACAUUUGUAGUUUGUGAAAAUGCAGAUGUAUGUUUUGAAAAUGCUUAUGAGGCUUUAUUAGCCAACACUCUUUAUUUUUUGAUGAAAUAACCCCAAUCUGAUUGGACUAAGGAAAUUAUAAGUUUAAUAAAUUAGUCAUAUUGUUUGUCUUAUGCCGAAGGCUUCACAAAACAAUUAAUUAAUAACCCAAUCUAAACUUUGGUUAAUCUAGAUUAAUAAACUUCAUGUUAAGAUACCAUCAAGGCUUUACUUGCUCUUUCAUCAGAAAAAGAUAAAUUAUAAUAAUAAUAAAUUAAACAUGUAAUUGAUAGAUUUAUAAUUGAAACAAUAGGAAGAAAUCUCAAAAAUAGGAAUCUCGAAUCUCUUAUCAAUCUCUUUGUUGACUUAGAUGAAAAUUAAAUGCUUGAUACUAUAAGUUUUAGAAUAAUUGAUCAAAUCUUUCAGCAAGAAAAUAAAAAUAUUCCUGCAAUGAGAGAACAAAUUUAGAAUGAUGCAUAAAGUGUUAAAACAGAAUAUUGGUAAAUAAAAAUAAGAUUCAAGCAGAAGGAAGCAAUCAAUUUAUUAAAAUAAACUAGAUUUACAUAUGACAAUUUGUAAUGUAUUUAUUAAUAUUUUUUACUUGAAGAGAUGUAGAAAAACUUAUUUAUUGCAGCCUUAUUUCAUGCUAGAUAUUAGAAAUCAACCAAAAGAGCAAAUAAGGUAUUUAUUUUUGAUUUUGAUUAACUAACUAAAGAGAUUCUAAAUAUUAAACAUGAAUUCUUAAUAGAAAAAUUGUAAAAACAAUGUCAAAUGGAAUUUUUUAAUUAAGCAGAAAAACAGGGAUUUUUAAAUUUACUUGUUUAAGCAAAGCCUUAAUCUAAUUAGGUAGAAGAUGAAGUGCUAUAGGAAUUGUUAAUCUGGUUAAUUUUUGAGAAUCCAGGAUUUUUAAUUAAUUAUGAUCAAUUUUUUUUUUUUUUUAUUANUUAUAUUAUAUUAUAUUAUAUUAUAUUAUAUUAUAUUAUAUUAUAUCACAAAAUUUUUUUUUUUUCAAAUUGA